Hydra vulgaris (swiftwater hydra) is the source of this 581-nucleotide messenger RNA. The record is from RefSeq and is a predicted model, not a curated record. NCBI's taxonomy places the organism in Eukaryota, Metazoa, Cnidaria, Hydrozoa, Anthoathecata, Hydridae.
UGUAGAUGUCUAAUAAAUUGUUGAAAGUUUGGACUCUAGACGGUUCGGUAAAAGCAGCUGUGGUAUGCAGUAAUUUGGCUGAAUUGAAAACCAAAGCUGCCCAAAAGCUUGGUUUUGAUAUCGCUUCGUUCAAAAUUGAUGAUGGUACAGAUAUCGAUGUUAAUGAAAUUGUGCAAUAUUUAAAUCCCGGUGCAAUAGUGUAUGCUUUAAAUGCUGAUGAAGCUAUCAGAAGCUUGGCAACAACAUUGUCUAUAAUACCCGGUACACCAGACUACACAUUCGAACCAUUGCAGAAUUCUACACCAAAAACAAGCAUGACUAGCAUUACUUCAGCUGCAGAUGUGCAUCACAUGGAAGACAUGGAAGAGAAACAGCCAAGCACGAGCAAGCAAGUUGUACGUUAACGACCAAGGGACUUGCCUGUGAUUUCAAGUAAUAACGACGUUUCAAUUAUUGUGGCAUUAAAGAAGCAUCCAAAAGAAAAGUGGAUAGUAGAAGAGGGUAACAAAGCCGUAAUGGCACGUGAAGCUCGUUUGGCAAUGGUCAAAGCAGCAUGUAGUCAUUUCAUUGACUUAUUUGGA